Molecule: messenger RNA, 1876 nt
Organism: Hyaena hyaena (striped hyena)
Lineage: Eukaryota; Metazoa; Chordata; Mammalia; Carnivora; Hyaenidae
Gene: ELF3
Product: E74 like ETS transcription factor 3
Exons: 9
Coding region: 94-1203 (369 amino acids)
Biological process (GO): cell differentiation; regulation of transcription by RNA polymerase II
Cellular component (GO): nucleus
Molecular function (GO): DNA-binding transcription factor activity, RNA polymerase II-specific; sequence-specific DNA binding
Source: RefSeq, a predicted model, not a curated record
GCAGCUUUUAUCCUCCGGAUUUCUCGCCAGCCCCUGUCCCUUAAUCCCGCCUGCGUGCCUGCCACACCCACACCCCGCCACUCAGGUAGCCUCAUGGCUGCAACCUGUGAGAUUAGCAACGUCUUUAGCAACUACUUCAGUACUAUGUACAGCUCGGAGGAACCCGCUCUGGCUUCUGUCCCCACUGCCGCCACCUUCGGGGCUGAUGACCUGGUUCUGACCCUGAGCAACCCCCAGAUGCCACUGGAGGGCACAGAGAAGGCCAGCUGGUCGGGGAAGCAGCCCCAGUUCUGGUCAAAGGCCCAGGUUCUGGACUGGAUCAGCUACCAAGUGGAGAAGAACAAAUACGACGCCAGUUCCAUUGACUUCUCGCGGUGUGACAUGGACGGGGCGACGCUCUGCAACUGUGCCCCGGAGGAGCUGCGUCUGGUCUUUGGGCCUCUGGGGGACCAACUCUAUUCCCAGCUGUGGGACCUCACUUCCAGCUUUCCUGACGAACUCAGCUGGAUCAUUGAGCUGCUGGAGAAGGACAGCAUGGCCUUCCAGGAGACCCUGGGCCCCUUCGACCAGGGAAGCCCCUUCAGCCAAGAGGUGCUUGAGGAGGGCCGGCAGGCCAGCCCCUACUUCCCCGGCAGCUAUGGCACAGGGGCCCCCUCCCCCGGCAGCUCCGAUGCCUCCACUGCAGGGACUGGUACUUCCCAGAGCCCCCACUCCUCAGACUCCGGUGGAAGUGACGUGGACCUGGAUCCAACUGACAGCAAACUCUUCUCCAGGGACGGCUUUCCUGACUAUAAGAAGGGGGAUCCUAAGCACGGGAAGCGGAAAAGGGGUCGGCCCCGAAAGCUGAGCAAAGAGUCUCGGGAAUGUCUGGAGGGCAAGAAGAGCAAGCACGCCCCCAGAGGCACCCACCUGUGGGAGUUUAUCCGGGACAUCCUCAUCCACCCGGAGCUCAAUGAAGGCCUCAUGAAAUGGGAGAACCGGCAAGAGGGUGUCUUCAAGUUCCUGCGAUCAGAGGCCGUGGCCCAGCUUUGGGGCCAGAAGAAAAAGAACAACAGCAUGACUUACGAGAAGCUGAGCAGAGCUAUGAGGUACUACUACAAACGGGAAAUCCUGGAGCGGGUGGACGGCCGGCGGCUGGUCUACAAGUUCGGCAAAAACUCUAGUGGCUGGAAGGAGGAAGAGGUUGCUGGGAGUCGGAACUGAGGGUCCGAACUAGACCCAGGACCAAACGCACGGACUUGAGGCCUGCGGCCCCUCUGGGGAUGGGCAUGCUCCGGCUCCGGCUGUGCUGUGGUGGACAAGCUGAGGCUCUGGUGUCCUGUCAGCCAUCGUCCUGGAUCUGGGGCUCACGGCCUCUCCUCUCUGCCCUCUUCGUGGAAUUACGAGCCCUGGGACUUGAGGUGACCGCUCUUGCUGACUUGUCUGCAAGCGUAGCUUCUUCUACCUGGUGCGUCCUCAGAUCCAACCCAGACACCAGCCAUGGACAGCACCUUCCUCCUCCAGAUGCCUGGACUGAGCCGAGGAGGACAAGGGAAGCACCAGGGGUGCUGUGAGAGAGGGGACGGGAUGGGGUCCUCCUGAAACUGGUUUCUGGACUGCCUUCCACCUCCGUGCUUGGACUCCGCAGGCAGGGGUCAGAGCACUCCCUAAUUUAUAAAUACGUCAGAUGUACAUAGAGAUCUAUUUUUUCUAAGACAUUCCCCUCCCCGCUCCUCUUCCACCAUGAGCUGGUGGCCAGACUUGACUGUUCUAGGCCCUUGGCCAGGCCAGAGAGGGGAAGGGAGAUGCCGGGACCCUCAGGAUGGGGCUUCUGGCUCCUUUUUCCUGUGAAUGGAGGUGAAGACCUCCAAUAAAGUGUCUUCUGGGCUUUUUCUAA